AUGGCAGCCACAACCUUACCUCUUGGAGUUGAUCUCUCACCUGCUGGACCGUCACGAGCCAGCACUAUUGACUCGCUAGACCGACAACUGAAUGCACUUGGUCUUGAAUCAUCUACGAACGAUAACCACGUCGAACUUCCAUCAUACGAUGUUGCCGUCCAAGAUGGUCCGUUACAGUACGCCGCUCUGGCAGAGAAAGCCACUGGCGCCGACGAGAAGCAAGCCGAGAUCAUCGCAGAACAAACACUCCUGGACAGAGCGACUGCCUUCCUCACAGCAGCGCAGCCCGUCGCUGGGAGCUACUCACUACUUGACAAGCCAAUCCUGAUCCCACGGCUCAACCCCGGACCGAACAUUCCCUUCGCUCGGGCCUGGGCACCCAGCCUACAAGCCUACGACAUCUCGCAGCACGACUUCCUCUCGUUCCUCGACAACCUCAACGUCGUCUGCGCGCCGCACCCCGCCGCACGCAUCCUCGAGAUGCUCGCCUUCGGCGUAGCCUUCGUGCCCGCGGACGGUGCAGACGGCAUCUCGGGCGGCCUUGCGCUGCUCGCGGCGCUCACGGCAUGGGCGAUCGCGCGCAGCCGCCGCAAGAAGUAUCUGGCCCUCGUCAACGCCAUGCUGUUCCACCCGCGAGGCCUGCACGCGCGGGUGGUCAGCACGAAGCAGAUGCGCGCGGUGCUGGACAUCGCCCCUGGUGAGCCGCUGAUGGCCCCGCUGGGCCAGGAGACGCUCGCUUUGAGCGCACAGGAGCGCAAUGUUCUGGCCAUGAGGCAGUGGGCCGCCGAGCUGGAGUUUGAGGGGCUGCCGGCGCCGGACCGGGCGACGGGGCUGUUGAACCGGUUUGGAGCGUGGCAGGUGCGGCGCAAGACGUGGCAAGCGGACAAGGAGGCGCGGCGUGGGAGGAAGAGGGCGUGGAAGAAGCACCUUAAAGGGAAGAAGUUGAAGGAAGGGAAGGGUGAGAAGUUUAGGAUUAGAUGGCUGUCAUGGGUGAUGGUGCAGAACUUGAGCGAGUGGGAGGCGGAGCAAAAGGAGAUGGAACGACGGAAGACUGAGAAGGAAGGCAAGGGAUGGCGAUGGGGGAGGAGUUGA
Phaeoacremonium minimum UCRPA7 is the source of this 1092-nucleotide messenger RNA. RefSeq lists its product as hypothetical. NCBI's taxonomy places the organism in Eukaryota, Fungi, Ascomycota, Sordariomycetes, Togniniales, Togniniaceae. Bases 1 to 1092 code for a protein of 363 amino acids. The transcript has a single exon. The record is from RefSeq and is a predicted model, not a curated record.